This is a messenger RNA of Salvelinus fontinalis (brook trout), 3248 nucleotides long. RefSeq names its product glutathione S-transferase P-like. Gene Ontology annotation, molecular function: glutathione transferase activity. The transcript is spliced from 7 exons. Gene Ontology annotation, biological process: glutathione metabolic process. Bases 2385 to 3008 code for a protein of 207 amino acids. The record is from RefSeq and is a predicted model, not a curated record. Gene Ontology annotation, cellular component: cytosol. Lineage: Eukaryota; Metazoa; Chordata; Actinopteri; Salmoniformes; Salmonidae.
ACCCACCUCAAACUAAAAAAUGCUUGCUAUUUCCUCAUAUAACAUGUCAUAUUCAUGAGGAGGAUGGGCUGGCCAAUCAGCGGUCUAGAGGAGGAUGAGCUGGCCAAUCAGUGGUCUACUUGCGUUCAUAUUUGUAAUGACCAGUAUACGCCCAAACCAUUCAGUUGUUGGGAUACACCCACACCAUUCCAACACAGAAAAGCUAUUGUAAGUAAUUAUAGGUCAUCUUUAAUAGAUAUCUGUGAACACUGGGCAGGUACUUUAACAUGUCCAAUACAGCAUAAAUAUUCUGAAUGAACCCACAAUGUGGUUUUCUUUUAUAGUCAGAUACAUGUACAUACACUGAAGAAAAAUAUAAACACAACAUGAAUGAUGAGUUACAGUUCAUGAAAAGAAAUCAGUCAAUUUAAAUAAAUAAAUGUAGCCAUAAUCUAUUGAUUUCACAUGACUGGGAAUACAGAUAUGCAUCUGUUGGUCACACAAACCUUAGGGUGUGGAUCAGAAAUCCAGUCAGUAUCUGGUGUGAUCAUAAUUUGCUUCAUGCAGCACAAUACAUCUCCUUUGCAUAGAGUUGAUCAGGCUAUUGAUUGUAGCCUGUGGAAUGUUGUCCCACUCUUCUUCAAAUGCUGUGUGAAGUUGCUGGAUAUUGGUGGAAUCUGGAACAUGCUGUCCUACACGCCAAUCCAGAGCCUCCCAAACAUGCUCAAUGGGUGACAUGUCUGGUGAGUAUGCAGGCCAUGGAAAAACUAGGACAUUUUCAGCCUCCAGGAAUUGUGUACAGAUCCUUGCGACAUGGGGCCGUGCAUUAUCAUGCUGAAAUGUAAGGUGAUGGCGGUGGAUAAAUGGCACGACAAUGGGCCUCAGGAUCUCGUCACGAUAUCUCUGUGUAUUCAAUAACCUGGUGAGGACAACGAGCACGUAAAUGAGCCUCCCUGAGACGGUUUCUGACAGUUUUUGCAGAAAUUCUUAAGUUAUGCAAACCCACAGUUUCAUCAGUUGUCAGGUUGGCUGGUCUCAGAUGACCCCACAGGUGAAGAAGCCAGAUGUGGAGGUCCUGGGCUGGCGUGGUAACACAUUGUUUGCGGUUGUGAGUCCAGUUGGAUGUACUGCCAAAUUCUCAAAAAAUAUGUUUUUGGUAGAGAAGUGAACAUUACAUUCUCUGGCAACAGCUCUGGUGGAUAUUCCUGGAGUCAACAUGCCAAUUGCAUACUCCCUCAACACUUGAGACUUCUGUGGCAUUGUGUUGUGUGACAAAACAGCACAUUUUAGAAUGGCCUUUUAUUGUCCCCAGCACAAGGUGUGUCUGUAAUGCUCAUAAUGUUUAAUCAGCUUAUUGAUCAAAUCAAAUCAAGUUUAUUUUAUAUAGCCCUUCGUACAUCAGCUAAUAUCUCGAAGUGCUAUACAGAAACCCAGCCUAAAACUCCAAACAGCAAGCAAUGCAGGUGUAGAAGCACGGCAGCUAGGAAAAACUCCCUAGAAAGGCCAAAACCUUGGAAGAAACCUAGAGAGGAACCAGGCUAUGAGGGGUGGCCAGUCCUCUCUGCCUGUGCCGGGUGGAGAUUAUAACAGAACAUGGCCAAGAUGUUCAUAAAUGACCAGCAUGGUCAAAUAAUAGGAGUAAAUGUCAGUUUAAAUCAGGAGUAAAUGUCAGUUUGCUUUUCAUAGCCGAUCAUUAAGAGUAUCUCUACCGCUCCUGCGGUCUCUAGAGAGUUGAAAACAGCAGGUCUGGGACAGGUAGCACGUCCGGUGGACAGGUCAGGGUUCCAUAGCCGCAGGCAGAACAGUUGAAACUGGAACAGCAGCAAGGCCAGGUGGACUGGGGACAGCAAGGAGUCAUCAUGCCCGGUAGUCCUGACGCAUGGUCCUAGGGCUCAGGUCCUCCGAGAGAGAGAAAGAAAGAGAGAAGGAGAGAAUUAGAGAGAGCAUACUUAAAUUCACACAGGACACCGGAUAAGAUCGGUGAUAUGCCACACCUGUCAGGUGGAUGGAUUAUCUUGGCAAAGGAGAAAUGCUCACUAACAGGGAUGUGAACAAAUUUGUGCAAAACAUUUUAGCAAAAUAAACUUUUUGUCCACAUGGAACAUUUCUGGGAUCUUUUCUUUCAGUUCAUGAAAUAUGGGACCAACACUGUUCAGUAUAUAUCAUCAUGACUCAGCCAAAACAGCAGACUUUCUGCUUUCUGGCAAGUCUAACUGGUUCUUUGGCUGGGGGAACACCUUUAAUUCUAGUACAUGACCCACUCUCCUCCCAUUAUUAACUUGAAUGUGCAAGUCAUAUUGCAAAACCAACAAAGGUGUAUAUAAGGCCAAUACAAAGAGGAGAGCAGGUAUUGCAUUUUGCGUUAACACACAACUUGGCUCUACAAACCACAGCUGAUAGCAAAGAUGUCUCUCACACUCACAUAUUUUCCAGUCCGAGGUCGAGCUGAGGUCAUCCGAGUGAUGCUCAAAGACCAAGGGGCAGAGUUUGAUGAGAAGGUCAUCACCAUGGAGAUGUGGACGGAGAGCACUCUCAAAGCCAGCUGUUUGUUUGGUCAGCUCCCUAUAUUUGAAGACGGCGACCUCACUUUGUACCAGACCAAUGCAAUAAGGAGACAUCUCGCACGGAAACUUGGACUCUAUGGCAAAGACCAGAGGGAGGCUGCUCUCAUUGACAUGAUGGAUGAAGCCCUUCAAGAUCUCCUAAACAAAUACAUAAAACUGAUGUUCGAGAAAGAUGACUCCGGUAAAGAGGGGUACCUUAAAGCACUGCCAACAGGUCUGAAGCCCUUCGAGAAAACCCUGUCCAGCAAUAAAGGAGGCUUUCUGGUUGGCGACAAGAUCUCCUUAGCCGACUACGCCCUGGUGCUCCUGCUGAUCCACCACCAAGUCCUCAGCCCCCCCUGCCUGGAUGCCUUCCCCUCCCUCCAGAGCUACCUGAAGAGGCUGUGUGCCCGACCCAACCUGCACGCUUACCUUCAUAGCGACGACUUCAAGAACAGACCCAUCAUUCCUGGAAAAAGAGCUUGAAGUCCAUGUGGCCUUAGUCCACUUAUCGUACCUCAAUAUUAUAUCAUAUCUAAUAUGCCACAAUAUGUAUACAUUCAACCAGAAUGGAUCACCUUGAAUUGUAAUUUGGCUGUAUAUUGAGUACUGUGAGUCUUGGUGGAGUAGCUCUCUGUCUGUUUGUGCCUGGUACCAGUCCUACCCACUUGCAGCGAGGAGUGUUAAAAAUGAUGUUAUUGUUUAAUAAAUUACAUUUGCAUAUAC